This is a messenger RNA of Patiria miniata (bat star), 1594 nucleotides long. RefSeq names its product F-box/LRR-repeat protein 14-like. The coding region runs from base 110 to 1474 and encodes 454 amino acids. The record is from RefSeq and is a predicted model, not a curated record. NCBI's taxonomy places the organism in Eukaryota, Metazoa, Echinodermata, Asteroidea, Valvatida, Asterinidae. Gene Ontology annotation, biological process: SCF-dependent proteasomal ubiquitin-dependent protein catabolic process. Gene Ontology annotation, molecular function: protein binding. Gene Ontology annotation, cellular component: SCF ubiquitin ligase complex. The transcript has a single exon.
CCGUACGUGUGUACAGCUGAAACGUGAAGCGGGCUAUAGGUAGAGCACACGGGGUCCAUCCACGCACGGCUAGCUAUCCACCACGCACUGAAGGUACAGUGUUCAUUCGAUGCAGUGGCCAUGCAUUGGACAAGCGUGUAUGGCCGUCGAGUGCAGCUAUAAUCCAUGGUGCAUGUACACACCGUAUACAUGUCCAUGUUGCCAACCCAAAAUCGACGUUUAUUGCUACCAGAGUAGGGCCAAACGGCGGCGAUGUGUCACCCCUAAAGCCCAUCAGAGCGACAUGUCAGGUGAGGCCCACAUAUCUUGCCUCUUUCCUGAAAUACUGGCGCUCAUCUUCAGCUAUCUGGACGUGAAAGACAAGGGCCGUGUUGCCAAAGUGUGCCGGUCAUGGAGGGACGCAUCGUAUCACCGGUCAGUGUGGCGGGGAGUGGAGGCCAAACUACACAUCCGCCGUACCAACCCGUCUUUGUUCCCCAGUCUGGUGGCCAGAGGGAUACGGCGAGUACAGAUCCUCAGUCUUCGAAGGAGCCUCAGCCACGUCUUACAAGGUAUGCCUCACAUUCAGAGCCUAAACCUUAGCGGUUGUUACAAUCUGACGGACUUUGGGCUGUCACAUGCGUUCGUGCAUGAAAUACCCACACUGACAGUACUCAAUCUCAGUCUCUGCAAGCAAAUAACGGACACCAGUCUGUGGAGAAUAGCACAAUAUCUCAAGAACUUGGAAUCCCUCGACCUGGCCGGUUGCUGUAACAUAAACAACACGGGCUUACUCGUCAUCGCGAGGGGGUUGCCUAAACUCAAGUGUCUGAAUCUGCGGAGUUGUCGGCAUGUUUCGGACGUGGGGAUUGGCUACCUGGCUGGCAUGAGCAGUGAGGCAGCUAAAGGGGUGUGCAACUUGGAGGAACUGGUGCUACAAGACUGUCAGAAGAUCACAGACAGCGCGCUGAGCAACGUGGCGCAGGGAUUGCCACAACUACGGAGUCUGAACCUCAGCUUCUGCUGCGGGGUGACGGAUUCCGGAAUGGUCAACCUGUCCCGCAUGCCUAGCUUACGGGAGCUGAACCUCCGGAGUUGUGACAACAUCAGCGACAUCGGGAUAGCUCACUUGGCCGAGUGUGGCGGUCACUUCACGACGUUGGAUGUCAGCUUCUGCGACAAGAUAGGGGACGCGGCGCUGACCCACAUAUCUCAGGGAAUGUACAAUUUGACGAAUAUCAGCCUUAGCUCUUGCCACGUGACUGACGAUGGGCUGGACCGUUUGGUUCGUAACCUGCACGGGCUGACCACGCUCAACAUCGGCCAGUGUGUGAAAGUCACAGACAGGGGACUCAAACUGAUCGGGGAUCAUCUGCACAAACUCAAAUGCAUCGACCUGUACGGCUGCACCAAGAUCACUACGGUUGGCCUGGAGAGGAUAAUGCAGCUACCUUGCCUGUCGGUUCUGAAUUUGGGAUUGUGGCACAAGAGGUAGCCCAUUGCUUGACCCCGUAUAGGUGGGCAGAUAGGGGAAAUAUUUGGGGGAAUUGUGCCUAUGAUACAAGCAUGGUAUUUGGCACACAGUCAGAGUAUGACAUAAGAAAGAUAUUUGACU